AUGUCUCUUAAGGUCGUCGUCCUCGCCUGCGUGGCUGUCGUCGCUCUGUGCGACAAGGCCCCAGUCCACGCCCCUCAUCCCCCCGUUUACGCCCCUAGACCUUCCUACCACGCCCCUGCUCCUUACCACGCCCCUGAACCCACUUACGACGCCCCCAAGCCCGCCUACCACAACCCCGAACCCGCCUACCACGCCCCCGAGCCCACUUACCACGCCCCCGAGCCCGCCUACCACGCCCCAGAGCCCGCCUACAACGCUCCGAAACACUAUGAAAAUGAGUACCCUGACGUGCACCCGAAGUACAACUACAACUACGGGGUCGCCGACGGUUACUCCGGCGCCAACUUCGGCCACUCGGAGUCCCGCGACGGCUACAAGACCGAGGGAAGCUAUACCGUCGACCUCCCCGACGGCCAAAAUAAAUCCAGAAAUAUUUUGAUCAGCACAACGACACAGGGAGGACCUACAACCACGUCAGUCUGGAGUCAAGAAAGUGAGAUUGUCUUGACGGUUGACACCAAGGAUAUAACGCCAUUCAGUAGUAAUGCGUAUCAAGGGCUUGAUAAUUAUUUCUUCAGGCUAUAA
Molecule: messenger RNA, 585 nt
Organism: Penaeus chinensis
Lineage: Eukaryota; Metazoa; Arthropoda; Malacostraca; Decapoda; Penaeidae
Product: extensin-2-like
Exons: 5
Coding region: 1-585 (194 amino acids)
Cellular component (GO): extracellular matrix
Source: RefSeq, a predicted model, not a curated record